Messenger RNA from Aedes albopictus (Asian tiger mosquito), 5261 nucleotides. Its product is annotated as serine-rich adhesin for platelets. The transcript has 9 exons. The coding region runs from base 878 to 4258 and encodes 1126 amino acids. The record is from RefSeq and is a predicted model, not a curated record. Lineage: Eukaryota; Metazoa; Arthropoda; Insecta; Diptera; Culicidae. Gene Ontology annotation, cellular component: cytoplasm; plasma membrane.
CAGUGGUUCGGUUCGGUUCGGAUUUUGUGUUUAGUCGAGGAGUCGCUUUCGCGUUGUUGUUGGUUGGCUUGUGCAUUUUUUUUAGCAAGACUCUCUAAACAGAAAUUUUCUCCUCCCCUGCUUGUGUGGGUUGGAGAGGCUUGUUCCGUAACAAAAGUGCGUUUUGUUUUAUCAGUGAUCAGUGGCCUGAUUUUGCCUCCCAAUCUCAGCCAUCGCAUCGUCGUCGUGUGUCAUCGCGCGCUAGUUUCCGAUUACGGCUCAACGCAAGCAAAGCUUACAUAGGUUUUCGACGGCGUAAGUGAUCGAUGAAUGAAGAUUGAAGUGAUCAUAACGAUGAAAUGAUAAUGAAAAGGUAAAGUGCUAUUGGAGAAAGUCAAUUGAAAGUCAGUCAAAUAUCAAUUGAGCAUCAAUUGAAAAUCAAUCGAAAAGCCGAAGAAGAGUGAUCGAUCGCAGCACAGUGAAGAGCUUGCCACCGUUAUUGAAUGAAGAAGUUCCGGGGGCGAUAUGUGGUAUCUUGUACGGGGCUCGCCAAGUUGUGCUACCAGUAGUGAGUUUGUGAAGCAAAAAAACGUCCACUUUGUUAUCGGUUUCGGUGGUGGGUUCGAUCAGCAUCGUCGGCUGAAAAUAACGGCUGCUGCUGGCACUACUGUUGAAGAGAAGACGACAGCUGUUUCGGCUGCUGAAGAUUGGAACCGCAACGAAAGCAACGAAAGUCGUCGUCAUCGUCUUGGUUGGUUUGGUACACAUUAUUAUUGUGGUGAAUAGUGGUGCACUAUACCUGCCUACCUCUAGACCUAGCCGAGCUGAGCUCAGCUUCGACGGUGUGCGGUUUGUGGAUUUAGGCAGGCAGGCAGGCAGACGCGGUUACGGUGAAUGAAUGAUGGAACCGCGAGGGGCGCUCUUUCGAGAGAUCCACAAAAACACCUGGCUGCGACGGCUGAGCGGCGACGGAAAGCGACCAUCUGUGCUGGCUAAGAAAGCGGACCGUUACUGGGUCGUGUUCUGCGUCCAUGACGACUGCGAAGCGUUCCUCGAGGGUUACGUCGAUCCCCGGCAGGCGCCGUCCCACAGUCCGGAGUGGUCCCUCUCGCUGCAAACGGUCCAGCACAUCUCGCACGCCCUCGUUCCGGUCGAGCAGGAGUUCGAGUUCGUCAUAACGCUGAGCAGCGAUGUUGCCCGGUUCAACGCCAACACGUGGGAGUGCAUGCAGGAGUGGGUCGACUCGCUGCGGUCCAAACUGCGCGAGAUGAAGCUGCUCUCGCCCAAGGAGAAUCUCUAUUCUAAACUGCCGGAGGUGCGACCACCGCUGGCGCCAACGCGAGACCCUACGUCACCCCUGCCGGCAACUCCACCCGUUCCGGCAGCGAUCGUACCCGGAAUCGAACGUGUUCAACCGACCUCCCUGCAUCACCACACUCCUGGAUCCUCACAACCUUCCAGUAUUCCUCCGGUAGCGAUUCCUUCCACGAGCACCGCCUCCCCAAGCUCCUCCUCAACGUCCCACGUCCCCCCAAUCACUGCCAUGUCCAACACGUCCACCCAGAAUCUCAUGAACCUGCUGACGAACCCGCUGCAAGCUGUGAGCAGCAUAAACAAUCAGUACAUUAGCAGUCAGCACCUCUUCGAUGCCAUCUCCCUCGCGUCGUCCGAUCUGUCCGACGGCAGCCUGGACGAGUACUCGAGCGAUCUCAUCAAACGCUUCAUAUCGAGUAAUGGUGGUGCAUUAGCAGCGUCGUCGCAACCGCCCAGCGCGGCCCCGCCGGUGGCGUCAGGAUCCAGCGGCAGUCCGGUGGCAGGGCCAUCGACCAGCAGUGGCGGCGGCGGUUCGUCCAAUUUGGGCAAACCGCAGCAGCAGCAGCAGCAGCAGCAGCAAAAACCGGUCAAGGAGAACGGCACUGGGGGUGGCGGUGGUGCUUCGUCCUCUUUGGCCACGACCUUUGCGAACAACGUGUUGGGCGAUCCGGGAACGACGUCACUCAAGCGAACGGACAAAAAAGUGCUGGUCGACGUGAAAGCGGACGAUUUCGCUGCUGCUGAUAGUGGGAGUGAUGAAGAAGCUGACGCCAGCAACAGCAGCUCCGGUACCGGCACUACCAGUUCCACCAGCAGUAGUAGGAGUAGCAGCAGUAGCAGUAGCAAAGGCAGCAGCAGCAGUGGUAGUAGGAGCAGCGGCGAUAGAGCAAGGCGAAUCGGGAACGAAAGUGGCAAUGAAUCAUCGUUAUUAUCAACAUCACCGGCGGCAGCAACUCAAUUCGUGCAAUCCUCGGCCGCUGAACCCAGCAGUGCGAUGUCUUCAUCGCCAUUCUCGAAAGCAAGGCACACGAACCGUGACGAUCCAAAGCGGACCCGCCGGAAAUCGGGCCACAAGUCGUCGAGCAAAUCGUCUGCCAACGUCACCAUCAUACAGGUCUCGACCGGGUCCAGUGAUAGCGAAUCCCCGGUAAAACUACUCGCAUCUCCGAAGGCGAAACAUCGCACCCCCAAGCAGGAACUGGUAACGAAGCUAUCCAACGGUAGUACCCUGAUUACCGAUGACCUGAGCGACGACAACUACAAAAGUAACGUUCAAAUCAUUCCGUCCAACGUCGAAUACGACCACCACCAUCACCAUCAUGUAAGUCUUCUCCCGGAUCAUCACCUUCAGGAACCGUCGAUCAUCGCCUCGAUCAACGAUCGGCAGAUCACGACCGUCAAAGUACCUAAUCUUGUUGUCAACGGUAGCGGCAGUAGCGGUAGUAAUGGUACCAGUAGUAAUAGUAGUGGUAAUGUAACCAUCAGCUCAACUAGUGUUUCAACGGCGCAACCCACGGUGAUCGUGGCAGCUUCGUCCACGCCCAUCAAAAGUGAUAGCAACUUCGGCACGGUAACGCAAAUUUCGGUUAACGCGUCAUGUGAUAGACCUAGGACUCCUCCCCAACAGCAGCACUACGAGCAAGUAUUCCUGCUUCCUUCGCCCGUUCAAGUAGUCAACAAUCUGGAACAGCCGAUCAGUCUACAAUCACCACCUUCAUCCAGUUCCGCGGUGGCGGCCAAGCUCAACAAGAGCAAGAUCACUCUUCUCAGCAAACAGCCACGAUCAUCUAGUCAUUCCGAGAUACAGCUCAAUCGAGUCAAGCAACUGCGCAUCGGUCAGGGAAACAAGGAAAACGAAGGCGGCGUAGCAGGUUCCUCCGGUCACAAGAGCGGUAUCCUCCCCUCGGCGAGCAGUCCCGCGGUUCCGUCGUCUGGUGGUAAUCUAAGUCCAUCGAAGCGAACUCCAGCGGACAAGAACAUCUAUACGCCUCAACCGCAGCGACCAAUGCUGCAGCGAGGACUCACGGAGAUGGUCAUCAGUAGGUCAACCAACGCGGUCGUUGCCGGAGGACGCGAUCCGGCUCGGGGACGGAUGCCAACGGCACAGCAGACGGCGGACAAAUUCCGGAACGAAGUUAACGAGCAGAGGCGACGAAGUUCGUCGACUUCCGACGCGCAACCCGAAACGUCCGGCAAUCCGGCCAUGAGGGCGCGGCUGAAUGGGGCGUCCCGCCUGCAGUCGCCUCCGCAGCCGUUCCGACCGCACCACCAAUUGAUCAACCAGCAGCUGGACUCGAUGAACGGAUCCAAUCGGAAGAUGACCCUACGGGAGCAGCAGGUGAUGCAACUGCGCCGGGAAAUGAUGCACCCGGGAGGAGUUCGGCUGCAGCUGCGCCGAAAGGAUUGCAUAAACUCGAUCGGACUGGUGGAUGCUUUUGGGGCCGUGUGGGUUGCCGGCUGGAAGCAGAAGGAACACCCGGUGCUGUACAAUGCGCUGCACAUUGGCGAUCAGCUGAUAUCGGUAGCCGGGAUGGCGAUCACCAGUUCCGCCGAGGCACACAAGGUGAUUCGGGGAGCGCCGGGAUUAUUCGUGGAAUUGAUCAUCCGGAGGGUACCAUUCGGACGGGUUUACGCCAUCCGACGGGAACUGGAUGGCCAAUGUUUGGGUUUGAUUCGGGAUGGCAACACUUCCACCAUCGUCGAUGUGGUGCCCAACAGUCUCGCAGCGAGGCACGGGUUGCCUCCCAAGGCACAAUCCUGUGAUGGUCUAUCGCUUACCUUUUGGGUGCUGACAGAGAUCAACGGACGGCCACUGAAUCUGUUCUUCAAGGACAAUGAAAUACGGGACCGGUUGAACGCCGUUGGAAGAGACAUAUCGAUCUUGGUGCAACCAGCCGACUUGGUGACCAAGUUGAAGAAACAACUGAAAUCUCUGCGUGGUCACAAGGACUUUAUCGUGCAAUAGAAAAAAACUUUCAAAAAAUGAGCAACGUUCUCAUCGAAAAAGGUAAGUAAAGCUGCCACACGCAUAUUUAUUUAGUCAUACAACUUACCAGGAAGUAGGAGCUGAGAUUGAACGCUGCCACCAGAACCACAUCAGAUGGAGUUUCGUAUGUCGUAUGUCGUGUGUCGUCAUACGAGAACAGAGAGAGAGCAUGUGUGAUAGAUUUCCUACCGCGGCAAUCCUCGGCGGUGGGUUAGAUACCUAUAUUUUCCAAUUUUUAACCACAAAGUGUUUUGCUUUUCGUUUCGAAUUCAGCCGGAAAAGAAAUAAUUCCAAAAACAAAAAAUCGUCAAAAAAUAGCAACCUUUAGGCGUAACUUUAAACAAUUCACAAUACAAAUCAAAGAAACUUACAAGGCUGUACUAGUGUGUGAACGGUGAAAGUUUAUAUAUUUAGACUCUUAGUAGCAAGCAAACAAAGCAAGUACUCUGAUAUCAAUAAUGGGAAGUCGAUAUGUUCAAAAUUCCUCGGAUUUGUAGAUCAACAACCUUAGGGCGCAAAAAAUUUCCAUCCUAGAAUACCUUUUUUAGGCGAUAGACGUUUUAGAGAAUUUAAAUUUUAGAAACCAUUUAACGUACUAUUUAACCAUCUCGCGUAGAAAAAAGUCAUACAAUUAUUGUCAGUAAGCCAUUCGAUUCCGAAUUCAGCAGCAAGGGAUAUAUACCAAUACAGUUUAGGAAACAAAUCUCACAUAGAAACAUGAACAUAUUUUUAUACUAGGCCGUUUUUAACGAUGAUGGGAGAACAUUUACAAAACUAACACCGAGACAGCUCAAAACUAAACCGUGUUUACCCAAGAAGAAGAAGAAGAAGCCAGAAGUAGUCAUUAGAAUGCAUCCAACUUUUUGUCACCUCCUUUUGACAGACUCGUAACUGCACGUAACUUCCACUGGAAGUUACACACUCUGAAAUGUAUGGAAUUACACUUGUGACUCUCAUUAGUAAAAAAAAACAUGUGAGUGUC